Molecule: messenger RNA, 1771 nt
Organism: Sphaerodactylus townsendi
Lineage: Eukaryota; Metazoa; Chordata; Lepidosauria; Squamata; Sphaerodactylidae
Gene: CIMIP4
Product: testis expressed 33
Exons: 4
Coding region: 18-563 (181 amino acids)
Source: RefSeq, a predicted model, not a curated record
GAUCACCUUGGAAGGCCAUGAAGGGUAGCCGUGAAGACAUGAAAGAUGCCCAGGAAGUUUCGAGUGCCAAAGAGUCCCUCGCAUCAAGUGGCCAUGAUGUGAAAGCAGAAGGAAAGCCCCUUCAGGAGAAGAAAAGCAGCCUAAUACCCAACAAUAUCAAGGCCAAAUAUGGAACAUCUAUGGUAGAAAAACUGGUCUCUGAGGAGCAGGCUCGCCGGACUCUCUGUGAAGCUGGACUGAUUCAAGGGCAGAAGCGCCUCAGUGACUGGACAUUUAAGCCACUAGAGAAUCCAAUAGCAGCUUCACCAUAUGCCGAUUAUUAUGAACUAGGCUACAACAUGAGGUCCAAUGUUUUCCAAGGAGGCCCACUAGAAAGCAGGAGCUUGAUGAAGGAUUCCUAUACUGCAGAUGUGAUAAAGAGGGCAGUCCGAGACCCCAAACACUGGCAUGGAAGGAAAACGGACGAUCUAGGGAGAUGGUUCCAGAAAAAUGCCCUAAACCUUAAUCUGCAAAAAGCUUUGGAGGAAAAAUAUGGGGAGAAGAACAAAGGCAGCAAAUCCUAAGAGCGAAUAAAAGAGGGAUGAGAGCCUUUUGGGAAAGUUAUCUGCCUCUCCCUAGCAAUGGAAUAAACCUCCAUGCAGCCUCUGAUGUUGUAUGUGCUACGUAUUGAUGGACGGGCAAGUAAAGUUGCCAACUGGCCAGGAAAAAUAACAGUCUGGCCUGCUGUUGUGCUUUUGACAGUCAUCUCAAAUGCAAAAAUCAAGGCAUCCCAUUGCUACUUUCCUUUGAUCAAAUGGCUGUCAAAGGCCCAAAGGAGCCAAUGAAAAAAAAACACAGGUAACAUUAAACUUAGGACAGCAAUAGAAACUGGGAAAAUGCAGUGUUGGAGACAAGUGGAACUGGGGGGGUUGCCAACUUUUUAAUUGGCCCCUCUAGCUAUUCAUUUAAUGUACUUGACCUUCAGUAAUUAGUAGGUGAUGUUAAUUACUUUCAUUCUGUGAAAAGCUUUGACUGCCAGUUUCCACGCAAUAAGCCUCUAUUAAUGUGACAAGAUAUUUUUCUCUGGCCAGAUGGAAACAAGGAUGGGUGGAUUACUAGAGAAACAGAUGUAUGGGACAACAGCUCCUGCUCCAAUAUAAGCAGGAGAGCUCCAACCACCACCUGGAGAUUAUCAUUCCAAUGCCUCUUUGCACCACCGUCUAUAAGUACUAGUUACCUUCUGGUGCCCCCAUACAUUUCUGACUAUGGUGGAAUUACCUGGAGUUUGGCAGCCCAACCGACAACCCUAAUGGAGGAUACUAAUUUCUUCCCUCCCACCGUAUCCUCUUCCACUGGAAACUUUCAGGGUCAUUUCCUGCAAAAUUACAUAUGUGGGAUCUCCCCAACUUCACACUACAUCCACCACUUUUAGAAACAUAUUGAGAGAGCAACUUGGGAUGGUUCCCAUCAGGUCUCCCAUCACUUUAAUACUCCAAGACAAUCCUACACAAGAGGUUAUAUUUCCCUUGCACCAUUCUCAUUAAAAAAAAACCUCUUUACCAAUGCAUUUUCUUAAGGAAAUCUGUAUUUCUACCCCCCUAAAAAUCUUAAAUGGUUUAAGUGAUCUGAUGACCACCUUCUACUUAGUACUUUACCUCCAGAAAUAGCAGGGAAGGUGUUGGUUCAUUUCUCAGGCUCUCCCCUGUACCAGGAAAUUAGGAUGGCCUUACUGGUAGCAGUUCCUUUUUAUAAAGAAUAGCAACCAACUGUGAAAUGAGGCUAAAGCAUCUGA